Stylonychia lemnae is the source of this 1704-nucleotide messenger RNA. Lineage: Eukaryota; Ciliophora; Spirotrichea; Sporadotrichida; Oxytrichidae. The record is from the annotation of a GenBank genome assembly.
AUGGAUAUUAUUAAAAAGGGACCAGCUGACUAUGAGAAAAUACUCGGUAGUGGAGUACAAUUUACUGACCCAGACUUCAAAGCAAACCAAGACUCUAUUUACUGGAGUGACUAUCCAAGACCAAGUAGUGCAAGUUUAGCACCUAAGACUCCAUAUCUCCAAUGGUAUAGACCUAACCAGAAAUACGUUUCUUACCCACUUUUCAACUAAUGGGUAGGCGAAUACGAUAUUACUUAAGGCUCUGUAGGAGAUUGCUUUUGGCUAUCCCCAGCAUAGUCAAUGGCAUAAGAUCCAACUAGAAUCAAAGGCCUGUUCAUUAAUUAAGACUAUCCGAAGGAAGGCUUGCUAGCACUCAAGUUCUUCGUUAAAGGAAAACCAGAGAUAAUCACAAUUGACGAUCUACUACCGUUUUACAAUGGCUCUCCAUUUUUUACUAAAAGAGCUGAUGAUGGUGACUUCUGGAUGCCAUUCAUUGAAAAAGCAUUUGCAAAGCUUAACGGUAAUUAUGAGGCUAUAGGAGGAGGAUGGUAGUCUGAAUCAUUCAGAAUCUUAAAUGGAGCCCCUUCUAAGUUCUUUAUGAAUGCUAAUGUUGAUAGAUACUCUGCUUGGUCAAUUAUCUCUGAUGCACUAUCAAAGGGAAAUCUUGUUGGUGUUGAUACUUCAUCUAAUUAUAACUCAUAUUAUGGUCUCGCAACUGGUCAUGCACACACAGUGAUAGGGCAGUAUUUAUUGAAGGAUAUAUUUGGAAAUGUUUAGUAUAAACUUUAUCGCAUUAGAAAUCCAUGGGGCUCAGAUUCUUACACUGGACCCUGGAGUGAUAGCGAUUCUAGAUGGACUACUUAUUACAAAUCUUAGUUACCUUAUGCAAAUGAUAAUGAUGGCUAUUUCUAUAUAUCAGAUGAUGAUUUUGUUAAAGCUUUCUUCUAUUUCACUGUCAAUUACUUUAAAAAGGGCUGGAAAACUAGCUUUUAUGAGAGACUUGAUGAUGAUGGAUCAUAAUAGUCAUACACCUUUACAACCACUGUAGCAUAGGAAAUAUAUAUUGGAGCUGAUUUUUAUGAUGCUAGAAUGUAUGCAACUGGAUGCAGAAAUGGUCAAACAACCAAUGGUUUACUAUAACUUUUGAAAGGCACUACAGUCUUAGAUUAAGUAACUUUCUCUGAUUAAUUAGGAUAUGGAUUCUUGUAUUAGCCAAGCUUAGCUGCAGGAAACUACACUAUUAGAUUUAAACCAACAUGGAGUGCAUAUGAUGAGAAGGAUUAUACAGUUUCAGUUUACUCUGCCAAUCAAGUUAUGAUCUUCGAUGCCCAAGGCAAAACUAGCAAUACCACCUACAAUCUUAUGACCACUCUUUCAUAAGUAAUGUCAAAUCUGACUCCAUAUCCAUAUGAAAACGGUGGAUGGUACUUUGUAAGAAAGGGCUACGUAGGAUCAACUAAUAAUGAUACCUAUUUCUUUUAAUUCGGAGGUCAAACAAACCUGUACAACUUAAAUGCCACAGUCUCUUUUACUUCUUAUUCUUCAACUAUCUAUACACCUAAUUCAGGAACGGUAUAAAAGGUUAAGAACUCUGAUGGAACUAUAACAUACACUCAUUUGUGCUAAGUCUUGCCUAAACAAGCCAUCAAUGACUGCGAGUACAUCUUAGACGUUAAUAAUGGAGUAAAAUGGGCUUGGAACCUAGUAAGCUGGAAUUAUGCUUGA